AUGGGCUCUGAAGAUGAAGGCAUCCAAGAUGCGCAGGAGCACAGAACAGUAGUGGAUGAGCUGGUGACCUUGCGGCAGACGUGGGUUGUCCCUUUGUACUUCACAAUAAAGCUGUACUGGUGCGGGUUUCUAUCUAUGUGGGGAAUGUUCUCCAUUGUUAAGAGUUACAUCCUCUUCAGAGCUUCCCGGAAACCGCUCUCAGGGUGAACACCCAGAUUGGUCUACAAAUGGUCUCUUCGAAUCUACAAGAAAAGUUACGCGUUUGGUGUAGUGGGUUAUUUGGUCAUCAUGUUUACAACGUGUGGAAUGAAUGUAAUAUCAAGUAAGAUCAAAUCUAGAGCCUCCAUGGAUUUGGGAAUUGGAUCCUUGUUCUAUGGUCUUUACUAUGGAAUCAUGGGGCGAGACUUUGCUGAGGUCUGCUCAGACCGCAUGGCAUCUACUCUAGGGUUCUACAGUGUCAGCGGGAUCCCCACCAUGAACCUGUCAGGCGACAUCUGUGCAACUUGUGGGCAGAAGAUCUUUGUGGCACUUGACGAAGAAGGGCUCAUUGAAAACACUUACCAGUUGUCAUGUAGCCACAUCUUUUAUGAAUUCUGCAUCUGAGGCUGGUGUAUGGUCAGGGAGAAGCAGACUUGUCCUUAUUGCAAAGAGAAGGUAGAUCUGAAGAGGAUGAUCAGUAACCCCUGGGAUUACACGCACAUGCUGUAUGCAAAGCUCUUGGAUUGGAUCCGUUACUUAGUGGCCUGGCAGCCUGUGGUGAUUGGACUAGUUCAAGGCAUUAACUAUUUCCUGAAGCUGGAAUAG
Messenger RNA from Mastomys coucha (southern multimammate mouse), 804 nucleotides. RefSeq names its product ring finger protein 175 (gene Rnf175). Gene Ontology annotation, cellular component: Golgi membrane; endoplasmic reticulum membrane. Lineage: Eukaryota; Metazoa; Chordata; Mammalia; Rodentia; Muridae. The transcript is spliced from 8 exons. The record is from RefSeq and is a predicted model, not a curated record. Gene Ontology annotation, molecular function: metal ion binding; ubiquitin protein ligase activity.